Molecule: messenger RNA, 3321 nt
Organism: Daphnia magna
Lineage: Eukaryota; Metazoa; Arthropoda; Branchiopoda; Diplostraca; Daphniidae
Exons: 4
Coding region: 1-3321 (1106 amino acids)
Biological process (GO): proteolysis
Molecular function (GO): aspartic-type endopeptidase activity
Source: RefSeq, a predicted model, not a curated record
AUGCAGAAAAAGCCUAAUCCGCGUUUACCUAGUUGCCCUCGCGAUCCAAGUAGACGAUUGCAUCCAGAAUUGCCAUCUGAAUUGUCAGAUGGUGAAAGUCCAGCAACAGGCCAGACGCAAGAUCCAGAAAUUUCGACCUCUACUGAAAAUUUAGCUACGUCAGGUGAAGUAAUCCUUCAACGGAGUGAUUCUAGCAGCUCUGAAGAUCAGUCAGAUUCAGGAUCUGACAACGAAGCAGAUUCAAGACAGCCUAUACAUCCUGUUGUUCCUGUGAUAGGACAACAUCUUGUUGGAAAUCCAAGACAUCAGCAGCAACGUCAAAGAACAGCUAUGACAGCUGUAAGAAAAUUCAUAAGCCCACCUAUUUUUCGGGGUAGCCCAACGGAAGACGCUCGUCAAUGGUUAGAGCGCUACGAAACGAUUUCUACCCAUAAUGGUUGGGGCAAUGCUGACAAACGAAAUAAUUUCAGUAUGUACUUGGAUGAUACUGCAAGAAAUUGGUUCCUGUGCGCAAGACUCCCGAAUGACUGGGAAGAUACACCAGCACAACCGGCUGCUGGAGGAAACCCGGCUACACCUUUAGUACCCGGUUUACGUUCGGUAUUUUUGAAAGAAUUUCAGCCAGAUAAUUACGGUCUUUUUCAAGAGACCAGACUCAGAAGUAGAACCCAAGGAGUGGACGAGCCAACCAUUAGAGGACUUCGACCAACGCUUUUCAGAAAGAUUUAUCCGCUGAAGCCUAAAACAUGCGAAGAAUUUUUGGCACUAGCAAAAUCCUAUACAGAAGCAUCACUCAUGUCAGAUACACGAGGAUGGAAGGAUACCACAGCGGAGCAGCAGAAGCCUCACGAGCAGUUACCAAACCUAGCGGUGGUCUACCCGGACCAGCAAGCAGAUCUUAUGAAGACGAUGCGUGAGUUAAUUCAAAAAACUUGCGAGAAGUUAAUUUCAAAAGAGAAAAACGAGCAAGUGAAAUCGAAGGGACCUUACAAGCCAAAAGGUCGCACUAUAAGUGGAAGACCGCAAUGUUUCUAUUGCAAAAAAUCAGGACAAAUUGCUCGCAACUGUUUCAAGAAUCCAGAAUCUGAACAGUACAAAGGUCCGCCCAAGGAUGGAGCCGCAGGAGCGACUUCAAAAGGAAAUCUUCCCAUCAACUUAACUGUUCCUCAGACGUUAGGAGAAAAAUCAGACCAUCCAGAAACGUACGUGUUCAACUUGAAUUCCGCAAGAUUAAUUAAGGAAACAGUAAGAUGUGGUAAAGAAGCUGCAACAGCCCUCAUCGACACAGGAGCUGCUGUCACAGUAAUUUCGCCAGUAUUACUAAAAAAAACGGAAUUUGUCAAAAAACCUCUUAGUGGACCGAAGAUUCGCCUCGUAAAUGGUCUAACUCUGGCACCUCAAAGUACAGCAGACAUAGUAGUAACCCACAGAGGCAUAACUAUAAAAGGUAACGCAAUAGUCAUGCCAAUGUCAGGUUUUGAACUACUGUUGGGAAAUGAUUUCCUACAACAAUUUCGAGCUAUCCAUAUUGACUACGAGUCAGAAGAAUCUUCAUUUACGACGGGGAAAUCGCCGCUUGCAGAAAUUACUUCUCUUCAAGCAGAGCAAUCACAAGAAAAUCGGCUGGUCUCAAGUGAUCGUCAAGAAAUACCAGCAUACACGGUGAAGCAAAUUCCAGCAACUGUUUUUAACAAAAUCGAAGGUUCAUGCAUCGUGACACCAUCAGGCCCCCUGUUGGCAACAACAAGCCUGUCUACUGGUCACGCGCUUGUACGAACGGAUUUGGAAAAUAUUCCAGUAGCAAAUCUGUCUCCGAAAAUGGCAUGGCUAGAAAAGGGAGUGACGUUGGGAAUCCUAGAAAAACAUUCCGAAGCUAAAGAGAUUGAAGAAGCUCAAGAAGUCUUAACAUUAGAUACUUCGGAGGAAGACCAACAUUCGAGUCUUCCUUACAAGAGUGCCUGGAAAGAACGAGCUGUUAUUCAAAAUCAAGUGGAAGGAAUGCUGCGUCGAGGAGUCAUCGAACCUUCUGAUAGCCCUUGGUCUUCCCCAGUGGUAUUAGUCAAGAAAAAAGAUGGCACAUGGCGCUUCUGCGUAGACUAUCGCAAGCUAAUCGCAGUGACGGUGAAAGAUUCCUAUCCCUUACCACGUAUAGCGGACACAUUGAGUCGGCUGGAAGGCGCCACAUUUUUCUCAAGUAUCGAUCUUCAGUCGGGGUACCAUCAAGUUCCAGUUGUUGACAGUGAUAGACCGAAGACAGCCUUCAUCACUGCAGAUGGAUUGUACCAAUUUCGUACUCUUCCGUUUGGUUUAACAAACGCCCCUGGAACCUUUCAGCGAGCAAUGGACAUCAUCCUAGCCGGACUUCGUUGGUCGACGUGCCUGAUUUACCUAGAUGACGUCAUCAUUUACUCAGCAACCUUCCAACAGCAUUUGGAACGACUUCGUCUAGUGCUGGGUUGCCUUUGUCAAGCUGGAUUGAAAUUGAAAUGGUCAAAAUGCUCAUUUAUGGAGCACACACUAAAAGUGUUGGGACAUCUUAUCUCAAAAGAAGGCGUGGCCCCAGAUCCUGAAAAGCUGGAGGCAGUUCAAAGUUUCCCAUCACAUAACGAAGGCCAUUCAACCGCAAACAAGGUGAAACGAGUACAAAGCUUUCUCGGCUUGUGUUCGUACUAUCGACGUCACAUUCAAGUGUUGGCGCAUCCCAACUACGAGUUACCAAUGGAAAUUUUCCCUGAUGCCUGUGGUUAUGGCAUAGGAGGUGUACUGGCUCAACGCAUCCGAGAAGCAGAACGUCCCAUCGCAUACGCCAGCCGCCUUCUAACAAAAUCAGAAGUGAACUAUUCAAUUACUGAAAAAGAGUGUCUCGCACUAGUGUGGUGUCUUUCCAAGUUUCGAUGCUUUGUGUGGGGUUGCAAAGUGAAAGUGGUGACCGAUCAUCAAGCUCUUUGCUGGUUAAUGAGCAAAAGAGACCUAGCAGGUCGUUUGGCACGAUGGAGCUUGUCGCUUCAAGAAUACGACAUAACCAUUGUGUAUCGCAGUGGAAAAACGCAUGACAAUGCAGAUUGUCUUUCAAGAAAUCCGCUACCAGUUGCACAAGAGCUAGAAGAUGAUCGCUGUUUUGUGGUGGGAGCAAUCACCCUCCCUGGCCUUUCCGAAACCGAAGACGAGUCAUUGGCUGAAAAGCAGAAGGCUUGCCACAAUUGGAAUCAGCUAAUUGUGAAACUCCAAAACGGAAAAUCAAGAGUUAAAAAUUUUGUAAUUCACAAUGGAAAGCUGUACAAGGAAACCCUUAAGAAUGGGAAGAACUACAGAAGACUGUAA